AUGUAUAACGGGUGGUUGCAAACCGUUUUCGUGACUGGCACAAUCUGCUUCGCAGCCGACGACUGCAUCAUUUGGUGUAAACACAAUUGCCCCGGGUCGUGGAACGACUCCGACACCUCCUUGGGCUUCCGUUCCAAGUUGAUCGACCCUACCCUCUGCCCGGACACACGUAUGAACGUGGUGUCGGACUCGGCCUUCCCGUGUUCGACCAGCAUGGUCGGUCGCAUCCUGACUCCUCUCAAAGAUGGCGAUCUCGAGAGGAUUCUCCCGUCGCUGAGAAGCUCCGCGCGGGCGCUUCAUAGCGCCAUCACGUCCGUGAGGCAGGCGGCGGAGUGGGGCAUGGGGAGCAUGCAAAAGGUGUACAGCCGCCUGAACCUCCCCCUGCCGUACGACCCCGAGCUUCGUGGGCACCGAAUCAACAACAUCUUCAGAAUGGCUAACUAUCGCGUCCGCACGGUCGGCAUCUACAGAUACGCACGACGUUUUCAGGCAAGAUGGAGCUAUCCAGCGAGUAGGGUGUCGAACUAG
This is a messenger RNA of Phytophthora sojae, 528 nucleotides long. RefSeq lists its product as hypothetical. The transcript has a single exon. The record is from RefSeq and is a predicted model, not a curated record. Bases 1 to 528 code for a protein of 175 amino acids. NCBI's taxonomy places the organism in Eukaryota, Oomycota, Peronosporomycetes, Peronosporales, Peronosporaceae.